Molecule: messenger RNA, 1776 nt
Organism: Closterium sp. NIES-65
Lineage: Eukaryota; Viridiplantae; Streptophyta; Zygnematophyceae; Desmidiales; Closteriaceae
Source: the annotation of a GenBank genome assembly
AUGCGACUGCUGAUACAAGGCCAAGAGGGGCCUCUUGAGCGGACUCAGCAAGCCGCAUCAUCGCCCCAGGGCCAAGCCCGAGCGCUGCGCCAGGGGCGCCUUGGACAAGUCCGAUCAGGGGGAGAUAAUGGAGCAUCUCCGUUGCUGCAGACACCACCGCCGACUGCUCUGACGGCUCCAUCGCCCCAACCUCCACUCCCUAGCGCACCAGACACACGUGGAGCUGGUCCAGUACGUAUGACAGCAGCGUCAAACACGUCCCCACGUGCAUUACGCGCUGCUCGACGCGGAGAGGAGUUGCAGCCACACGAGCAGCGACGCGGGGAGCCGGUGGGACGGGAGGGAAUAGCAGCACCAGAGGAGUUGGCGGAGGACCAGGAGGCGGGGGGCGAUGCGGCUACGGCCACGGCGGCAGUGGGAAAUGGCGCAACGGUGACUGAGUCGGAGGCGGUUGAGGUUGUGGUUGUUGCGGGGCCGGAGGGGGUUGCUGCUGAGGCGACUGGGGCGGAGGUUGCUGUUGAGUCUGACGGGCCUGACGCUGCCUUUGGCGGCGGCUCAGCCUCACCCUCUGCCAUCCCCCAGGCGUGGCAGCCGGAGGAGCCGGGACCAGCAGUGGCUCUGGAACGGACCAAGGAGGUGGAGCUGGCGGCUUCACCGGAGCCUGUAACGGCGUCUGUGCUGGUCGCGGCGGUGACAGCGGCGGCAGGGGAACGGGACAGAGCCUGGGCCGAGGAGGAUGCGCCGACUGCCGCUGCGAGCGCCGGAACGUCUACUACUACCGAGGGCGCAAGCAAGCAGGGGCACAGUCGGGGGGGGAGCGAUAGACGGGGUCACGGACCCGGCGGGACUGCCGGCGCCGCCCGCGGGAAGAUGAAGCUUCGAGCCCAGCCAGCACCGAGGCGGCCUAGAGCAGGGCUGGGACCUGGUCCCCUGGGACCCCUCCUGGGCUGGCUUCUGCAAGGGCAGUUGCCACAAGGGCAAGAGCGUCAGUGGCCAUCUGUGGGGACAAGUGGCGGGGACAUGGAGGCAGGGAAUGAUGAGCGUUUAGGGGUGAACCAUAUCCUCUCGUCACGCAGGGUGCGUCAAGGGGACCCGCUCGGUCCACUACUCUUCGCGGCCGCGAUUCAACCAUGCCUGCUAAGCACGGCGACCUUCUUACCGGAAGUCACGAUAGUGGCCUAUGCCGACGACAUAACGAUAGUGGGGCCGAAGGAGGCUUGCUACGAGGCCUUUGGGGCCAUUACAAGGGAGUUGGCAACGCUCGGCCUCCGUUGCAACAUCGCAAAAUCGUCGGCAUGGGGACAAUCGCUCGCGGAUGACGGCGGCACGGCAGCUCCCAUCGGCCUGCAGCAGAUCGCAGAUGGGAUUCGGGUUCUAGGCAGCCUAGUCGGCUUGCCUGCCUUCUGCACCACCCAAGCACAGACAAGGCUCGAUGAGGCGUCGGCCCCGUUACCUCUGGUGGCGCAGCUCCACCUGCAGAGCGCAAUGCUCAUCCUCACGAGGAGCGUAUCCCGCCGAAUCUCCUACUUUCUGCGGACGACACCGGCGGAAGUCCUGGGGAGAGAGGGGUGGAGGGGCUGGAGUGAGACUCUGAUGGCAGCAGCACUAGCAGUGGCGAAGCUUCGGGUACCUAUUGACGAGCUGGAGAGGAGUCUGUUAUGGCGCCAGGGGACUCUGCCGGUCAGGUUGGGAGGUUUGGGGAUUAUUGACCCCGUCUCCGAGGCACCUGCUGCCUACAUUGCCUCGGCCACGGCGGCGCAGCAGUUGCUGCGGUAG